UGGUCAGCCGGAACUGUUCUACCACCAACCCUUGCCCAAAGAACCAAGAAUGUGUCUUCACUGGCGUAGGUUAUGGCUUCUGUAUCUGUCCACAUGGUUACACAAUGGAAGCUAAUGGUUACUGUAGAGAUAUCAACGAAUGUACUGAGAUUGAGGAUUGGGCUUUAUGUGGGCCUAAUGCCGAGUGCAUCAACAUCCCUGGUUCGUAUGACUGUGUUUGUACCCCAAGUUACACUGGAAACCCUAAAAAAGGAUGUUCUUUAAUUAAUAUUCCUUGUCAUGGGGAGAAUAACUGUCCUCAAAAUCAGAAGUGUGUCCAAGGCCAGUGUCACUGCUUGCCACCAUAUGUGUUACAAGGAAAAGUUUGCAAGCAUCCUUGUGAUUUGAAAAUCUGUGGACAAUAUGCUGGCUGUGUGCUAACUGAUUAUGGAGCUAAGUGUGAGUGCAACGAAGGGUUUACGGGAAAUCCCAACCAAGGUUGUCUAG
Limulus polyphemus (Atlantic horseshoe crab) is the source of this 486-nucleotide messenger RNA. Its product is annotated as latent-transforming growth factor beta-binding protein 1-like. Gene Ontology annotation, molecular function: calcium ion binding. The transcript has 4 exons. The record is from RefSeq and is a predicted model, not a curated record. The annotation marks the transcript as partial. Lineage: Eukaryota; Metazoa; Arthropoda; Merostomata; Xiphosura; Limulidae.